UCACCAAUGGCAUUGAAAGUGUUCAAUGCUAAUGUUGAGAGGUCAAUGAACUGUACACUUCACUGGAAUGGAGGCGUGGCUUUGAAAUCAAAGAGGGGUUAGGUACUCAUAUUGUUCAACUGGCAAGGGAAUAUUGUAGCUACAGGUCAUGGCAACUAAAAGGUAUCCCUUGUGCACAUGCCAUAGCAGCUAUGCACUAUAGGAGAAUUGAUCCAAGUGAAAAUAUUGUACAUUGGUACAGACAAGAGACCUAUUUAAGGGCUUAUUCUCACUUCAUACAGCCUGUUCCAAGCAUGAUUAUGUGGCCAGACAGUACAAACCCAAAGAUAGAGCCUCCGGAAGUCAAAAAAAUGCCUGGCAGGCCAAGAAGGUGCAGAAGAAAGGAGAUAGGAGAAGUGAGAAGGGCUGGAAAGUUGACAAAAAGAGGGAUAGCCAUGACAUGCUCUGGUUGCAAGUCUAGUACACAUAACAUAAGAAGUUGUCCUUCAAGGCCUCCAACUGCAUCAGCAACAACUUCUGCCCCUUCUAGGAGGAAAUACUCAGUGCCACCAACUGCAUCAGCAACUUCCAAGAGCAAAUACUCAAGGCCACCAACUGCUGAUGCAACUUCUAAGAGGAAAUACUCAAGGCCACCAAAAGCAGCAGGAUCAACAAGAGCACCAAAUGCACGAGCAACUGCUCCUCCAACUACACCAGCAACUGCUCCACCAACUUCCAAGAGGAAAUACACAAAGCCACCAGUCCCUCCAAGGCCUAAAGCAACUACAAAGGUUAAUGCUUCCCAGCAGUCAUCAACUGGAAGUACAAGAAAAAGUAGUGUUCAUGACACUCAAGAUGCAUCUACAAGCAUGGGAGGGGGCAGGACUAAGUACAAGAGGCCAAGGGUUGUUGGACAGGGUGUAUUUGUGUCUGAGUCUGGAUACAAAUGUGUUAAUCAAGGAAUGCCUAGCAGCAGGUUGGUGUCCACACCUAAGGCAAUGAAUUCAGCCUUGGUCACAGGUGAUAUUGGAUACAAACCCAGCAAAGGAUUGAAGUGGAAAGGAACAAAAGCAGUUACACAAAGACAACUCCAAGUGCAAAGUGCUAAUCAUAGAAUCCAAACAAGAUCAAAGGCUCUUGGAGUUCAAACAAGAUCAAGAAAAGGAAAAUCUCCAAUGAAGUAGUCUGAUAUUUCUAUGUUUAAGCUAGCUAUUUUUGGUGAAACUUUGAUAUGUAA
This is a messenger RNA of Lycium ferocissimum, 1216 nucleotides long. RefSeq lists its product as uncharacterized. The coding region runs from base 192 to 1163 and encodes 323 amino acids. Lineage: Eukaryota; Viridiplantae; Streptophyta; Magnoliopsida; Solanales; Solanaceae. The transcript has 3 exons. The record is from RefSeq and is a predicted model, not a curated record.